GCGAUUGGUUAACCUUGUCCGACACCGGCCAAAUUGGACCUCACAUUUAUAAACUUUGGACGUCACAUUCACUUCGGUCACGAUGAACUCGGAUGCUGCAUUCCUCGACGAGGUGAAUGAUUUCCUCAUUUCAUGUGAUCUACCCACUGUUCCAUUGCCAUGUGAUAGCGAUGAAAGCCGGAACGCUUCGAAACCUGAGACUUCUCCAGAACGGUUGGUUGGAGUAGCCCCUCGACAGCUCUCAGCGCGUAGGCUGACGAAAACCAUCAUGGGUGCUGCUGAAAGGCACGAGUUGGAAAAGGCAAAGGACCGCAAGAGAAGGCAAGGGUACCGUGAGCGCCGUCGCAUCGAGCGCGAAAGUCUUCAACAAGAAGUCGAGAAGCUAACAAAGGAACUACGAAACGCGAGAGGACGUAAGAACUUGCUUGCUUCAGCGUGGGAGAUGCUUGCAAAACGUCAACUUGCUGCACGAAUGGCUGCUGAAGCGGAACAAAGGCGGCUUUUUAAAGCCGUAAGCAGUCGAGCUGUUCUACUCGAGGAAUUUCAAGACUUGAUGAACCAGCGAGUCGCCAAGUGGUGUGACUUUUCUUCAAGCGAAUAUGUUGAUACUAGAACCGCCUCCUAUCAGCACAAGCGGAUCCGGUUAGAGCCUAUGGAUGAUGCGAUCUUCUCUGCAUAUAUUCAAGAGCUAGGAGGUGUCUUCACUCAGACCGACGAAGCCUUGCGUUUGAGGGGAUUGGACGCCACAGAGCCGAACUGGGACGAGCCAAGCGAGACAUGGAUCAAGGACCCAGACACAGGAUAUUUCCUAUACGGAGGGAAGCUAACUCUUCCGUUCGACUUCCGUAAAUUGUGUAUGUCGCGAUGGUAUACAGCACCUUUAUGGCACCGUCAAGAGAGUCGACAGUUGUACAAGGGCUUGGAUGACCCAGACAACACGUUGGCUUUAAAAUUUCGAAUUACAACUCGCUUGGCGUCUGGCAAGAUUGCAUCGGUACUGCAGCGUGUAGCCAUUCGUCGCUAUGAAGAGAACGAACGCAUGGUGAUCGUCUGGCGGUUGUUCACUGAAGGUGAAGGAAUUUUCGCCGGCAUGAAUGCCGAUGAGACAGGGUGGAAUGUGGUAGUUCCUGCGAAAAAAGGUGCCGAGACUGGUACGGUGCUGCUAACAAGCGUCCGCAAUGUACCCAUGCACCUGACCGAUGUGGCAAAGCACCAGCCCACUGUGCGGCAGUUUGCUAGCAAGCUUGUUGAAUGGGGCUCCGAAAACUGUGUGGAGGUCACGAAUGCGCUCAAGUAUUCUUUGCUUACGGGGAAGUGAACAUCGUUGGUAUCGUAUCGAAAAGAUUUGUUGCUACUUAUAAUAAGCUUGGCUAGCAUUUUGUACAAUAGAUGUGGUAAAUGUGAUGCAUGUAUUACUUCCCAUCCUUGCCGGAGCACACAGAAAAAAUAAC
Messenger RNA from Phytophthora nicotianae INRA-310, 1451 nucleotides. RefSeq lists its product as hypothetical. Lineage: Eukaryota; Oomycota; Peronosporomycetes; Peronosporales; Peronosporaceae. The coding region runs from base 83 to 1318 and encodes 411 amino acids. The transcript has a single exon. The record is from RefSeq and is a predicted model, not a curated record.